Alternaria viburni is the source of this 921-nucleotide messenger RNA. RefSeq lists its product as uncharacterized. Gene Ontology annotation, molecular function: protein binding. The coding region runs from base 1 to 921 and encodes 306 amino acids. NCBI's taxonomy places the organism in Eukaryota, Fungi, Ascomycota, Dothideomycetes, Pleosporales, Pleosporaceae. The record is from RefSeq and is a predicted model, not a curated record. The transcript has a single exon.
AUGGCAUUAUUACAGGCAAUCAAGUCAAGGGCAAAUAUCGCCACUGUGCGUUUUCUUCUAGACGCUGCAAAGGCGGAGAAGUCUUCAGUCAAACGAAGCUAUGGUGUCGCGGCACUUCGCCAAGCAAUUCUUUACCGCGACAUCGAUCAGAUCGACGUUCUGUGUAGUGUUGUAAACGUUGAUGAGAUCGAGCCAUUCAACGAAGAGUUCGUGGUAAAGGAACCUGCGGUCAGUCCUCUUGGCGAAGCAAUCAUUGCGAAAGAUUCGGAAAUAGUCCAGGUACUAUUAAAGCUUGGUGCUAGUCCAAACGCAUACGUAUCCUUCGAUGGCUUGAAGAUGUUGAAGCACAUCAAGAGUCACAUACGACGCGUAACUCCAUUACUGGCCGCUAUCAACGUACAGAGUCUUCCCCUGGUGAAGAUCUUGGUAGAACACGGAGCAGAGCUGCAGUACACACGCAAUAUGGGUAUCACCCGCACACCUUUGCAAAGAGCCGCCGAGACUGGGAGCUUCGACAUCGUUGAGUAUCUCGUCGAUCAGGGUGCCAUCAUCGAUACAAACCUAGUUUACUCGGGCGGUACCGCGUUGCAACUGGCUUCCAUGAACGGAUUCUGCGGCAUCGCAGCGUUUCUCCUCGAGCACGGGGCCGAUCCAAACUACCCACCGGCCAAAGGUUACGGCCGAACUGCUUUCGAGGCAGCAGCAGAGUGGGGUCAUGUCGACACGAUGUCGCUUUUGAUGCAGUGGAACGUCAACCUCGAUGCGCAGUUUGGAGAGCCUCCCAAAAGUCAGUACGAGCGGGCUCGGCGGUUUGCGAAGAAGAACGGUUUCAUGGCCUCGAAGCGAUUCGUUGAACACCUCUAUGGGCAAAGGACUAGAGACGAAAGUUGGCCUGCGGGUUUGGCGUUGGAUUCGAUGUGA